Myodes glareolus (Bank vole) is the source of this 3398-nucleotide messenger RNA. It is a transcript of the gene Rbm34, whose product is annotated as RNA binding motif protein 34. Lineage: Eukaryota; Metazoa; Chordata; Mammalia; Rodentia; Cricetidae. The record is from RefSeq and is a predicted model, not a curated record. Gene Ontology annotation, biological process: maturation of LSU-rRNA from tricistronic rRNA transcript (SSU-rRNA, 5.8S rRNA, LSU-rRNA). Gene Ontology annotation, molecular function: rRNA binding. Gene Ontology annotation, cellular component: nucleolus.
AACGGGGACCAGUGAGAACGCGGGACUAGCCGGAGCCCGGAAGUGCGGACUAACUCUGCGGUCGUUCCGGAAGCUCAGGUCUCGGCAUGGCUUUGGGAGGAAAGGCACCCAAGAGAAAGAAGGGCCAGGAGCGGAGACAGAGCCCUGAAGAUGGCGUGGGGAACGCGGCCGCCGACUACCAGGUGGGACAGGUCGCCGACAGCCUGCGGGGCGGCCAGAGACUUACCGAAGGCGCGACGGGGCGGCUGGCAGCUCUCUUCAGCACCGCGGAGUCACGGGCUCCACCCGUGUUUGUGCCUGUGCCCCAGGAAACACCUAAGAAAAGAAAACCCGAUGAUGAAGAAGAAAGUACGCCCCAGAUUAAAAGGCCAGCUGUGCAAACCCCUGCCAAAAGGAUGAAAGUGAAGAAACUCACUGAUGCAGAGGAGAGGCUGGCAAACAGGGAGAGUGCUCUAGCAAGUGCUGACCUAGAAGAAGAGCUUCAUCAGGAGCAGGGGCAGGAAAGGAGAAAGUCUCAGUCUCGUGGUAAAGCAACAAGUAGAGAAACACUUGGUGUAGCUGUCAGCCAUGAUGGAGACCAAAGAAGAAAAAUCCCACUCAACCCUGAAGAAGAGCGGUUGAAAAACGAGAGGACCGUGUUUGUCGGCAAUUUGCCUGUCAAAUGUAAUAAGAAGAAGCUGAAGUCAUUCUUUAAAGAGUAUGGACAGAUAGAAUCUGUGCGAUUUCGUUCUGUGAUGCCAGCAGAGGGAACACUAACCAAAAAGUUGGCUGCAAUAAAACGUAAAUUUCACCCUGACCAGAAAAGCAUCAACGCGUAUGUAGUGUUCAAGGAAGAGAGCGCUGCUGCAAAGGCGCUGCAGAGAAACGGGGCCGAGAUUGCAGAAGGAUUUCGUAUUCGAGUUGAUCUCGCAUCUGAAACCACCUCUCGGGACAAGAGAUCGGUGUUUGUGGGCAAUCUUCCUUACAAAGUUGAAGAUGCUGCUUUGGAGAAACACUUCCUGGACUGUGGGAGCAUUGUGGCAGUGCGGAUCUUGAGAAACCCACUCACAGGCGUCGGCAGAGGGUUUGGCUAUGUGCUCUUUGAGAAUACAGAUGCUGUUCAUCUUGCUUUGAAGUUAAAUAAUUCUGAGCUAAUGGGAAGAAAACUGAGAGUCAUGCGUUCUGUUAAUAAAGAAAAACUAAAGCAACCGAGUUCAAACCCAAGCUUGAAGAAUUCCAGUAAACCUAAGCAAAAAGUUACUUUUUCUUCCAAAAAUGCAUUUAUUGGAGAAAAGGCAGUUCUCACGAAAAAGAAGAAAGGACAAAAGAAAAAAGUAAAAGCAAAGAAACCAAAAAAUCAGCAGUAAUGGCAGAAGCGGCCGCCUUUGUUUCCAUGUGAACACUUGGAAUGAGUGUCUGGGUUUUUACAAAUUGUGUGGAAAAUGUGGAGACUCACACAAUGGUGUUUUGUAUUCAUAUUAUAUGUAAGACUUUUUUAAAAAGCGUUAUACUUAGAUAUGAGUUUACAGAAAAUAAUAAACAUUAAUGCUGGUUCCUGUGAGGACGAUUCCAGAUGUGGCCGUGAAAGCCCAAGGCAGACUGAGCUGUCGGUAACAGACGCCCAUCUCUUCCUAUCGUAUUCCAGCCAUCUAAGAAUUGCCAACCAACACGAACACCAGAACCAUGGUCAGCAGCUAACGUGGUUGGUUAUCAACGUCCUUGACAGGCUGGCUAUAAAGCUGGUUUUGCAGGGAAAUGUGAUCCUUAAAUUGCUGUCACUCAGAAUGAAAUAGCUGUCCCAGAAAGUUUAAAGACAAUAUUUCCUAAAGAAUUGUGGUAACGGAAUCACAGAUUUUAAAGAUGGACGACAGGACAGCAUAGGCUGCAUCCCUAGGGGCUCGGCCUGCUCACAGCUGAUGAUACAGAUGUCACCAAACCGAGGCUGGGUCCAGGGUGGAGAACUGUGGGGAGGUGUAAGCCAAGGUGGCUGAUGCUUAGGCAGGCAGCAUAAGGAAAGCGCACACUCUGUCACUUAGGUGGACAAGAGGGCAGGGUGAGUUUUCACUCAUUUAGUUUUCAAAAUUCUGUCUUUGGACAAUGCCAUGUAGAAAAUCUAAUGGGUGUUAGAAUAUAGCUCUACUUCUAUGGUUAAGCUUCUUGGUUAAGAGCAUGCACUGCUCACUCUGCCAGAGAACCUGAGUUCAGUUCCUACCACCCACAUCAAGUAGUUCACAAUUGCAUAUAACUUAAACUCCUGGGUCCAACUCCUGGCCUCCGCAGGCACCGACAUACACAUACAAUUAGAAGUGUAGUUCUUAGCAGAGAAAGCUCCAUUUCCUGUAGCCAAGUCUGGAUAGUUUAUGCUUUGCUUCCCUUACAGUAUUUAGAACCCUUUCAGUUAAAUCUCAGCAAUGUUACUUGAUCAUUUUGCCUAAAUUAUAUAAAGAUAUAUUAGACUGUGUGUUCAUAUAUGAUCUGUGUGCAUCCAUGCAUACUUUGACUCCUGUGAGUGAACAGCUUAAAGCAUAGUAGAUAUUGUAUAUACAUAUAUUGUAGAGGACCGGCCUCGACAAAAAUACCUCUUGCCAGGGUAUGGGUGUGGGAAUUGAAGAAAUGUAAUAACAUGAAGAUGUAUAAAAACAAUAAGACAGAAAACAUAGAAAGUGUUGGGAGGGCAUCCAGUGGCUGAAGUCCUCUGAGUUUAUUUUUUCACUGCUUUUAUACCCAACACUAAUGGGGGAGGGGGGAGAGGUGGGAGAAGGGAACAAAAGACUUUAUUAACAUGAUACAAAGGAUAACUCACACAACCAAUUGCUUUAUCACUCUGAAACAUCAAAUCAUUAGCACUCUGUUGUCUAGGUAGCAAAGGCGCUCUAGAUCACACCUGCUGACAACUACCUAUCCCCAGAUGACCUCAUAGUUGCAAAGAAGGAGAAGUACACUUGCACAUCCUGACCACCUGUCAGGAUGGCAGGGAACUAUCUUAAUUUCAAGAGAACCAAGCAGUCACAUCCCAAGUUGAGACAGACAAGUAUGGCUUGUCAAUCUCCAAACACUCUGAUCGUCAGACAAGGUGGAAAUGGGCCUGCAAUUUUCAGCCUCCACCGCGCGCACACGCACACACACGAAGUUAACUUUAUUACUGUGUGUGUGCAUCACAGGCCCAGAUGUUUCGGAAUUUGUUACUGUGUACUUGCUGAAAUCUCUCCUUUCACAGAGUAUGUGUGUGGUACUUACUGUUUAAAACAUGAAAAAAGGAUUUUGUAGAACAUUUUCCUUAGACGCUCUGUAACUUUUCUUUCAACCUGGACAAAUACUUACCUUGUUAUAUCUGAUUGAAUACUUACAGUCACAAGGCUAUGAGUGGCCAACAUUUUUAGUUAUAAUAAAAAUACUGGAUACAUGUUUUUUAAUCAUGA